Molecule: messenger RNA, 3461 nt
Organism: Cyprinodon variegatus (sheepshead minnow)
Lineage: Eukaryota; Metazoa; Chordata; Actinopteri; Cyprinodontiformes; Cyprinodontidae
Gene: rps6kal
Product: ribosomal protein S6 kinase alpha-6
Exons: 22
Coding region: 306-2489 (727 amino acids)
Biological process (GO): protein phosphorylation
Molecular function (GO): ATP binding; magnesium ion binding; ribosomal protein S6 kinase activity
Source: RefSeq, a predicted model, not a curated record
AUCCUCCACUGAGCUGCGUCAUCAAUACGUCACCACUCCCAUUCACCGACGGUCAGGUACCACAGAAGCCGCCAUGUUCGCAUCUCUGGCAGGGUAGCGGUCUCUGGGCGAGCCGAUGAUGCGGUCAGAAGCACAAACACUUCUCCCGCAUUGAUCCCGCAUCCCGUCCCGCAGCCCACGCAGCCCACGGCAUCCGAACACCAAAGCAGAACAAGACUUCCACGGAGAAGGGAAUCCACGCAGCGUGGAGAGGGGCUCUAUGCUGAGUAGGAUGCCUUAGACUGAGAGGUAGAUCCCGGCACAAGAUGGAGGUAACCAGCGCUAGCAGCGAGGUCAAUGGACAUCAGAUGAUGGACGAGCCCAUGGAGGAGGGAGAGUCUUUCUCACACUGUGAAGACGGGACGUAUAAAGAGAUUCCCAUCACCCACCAUGUGAAGGAGGGCUGUGAGAAAGCCGAGCCGUCUCAGUUUGAACUGCUGAAGGUCCUUGGUCAGGGCUCUUUUGGCAAGGUGUUUCUGGUCAGGAAGAUCAUGGGUCCAGAUGCUGGGCAGUUAUAUGCAAUGAAAGUACUAAAAAAAGCCUCUUUGAAAGUCAGGGACAGAGUUCGCACUAAGAUGGAAAGAGACAUUUUAGUGGAAGUUAAUCAUCCCUUCAUAGUGAAGUUGCACUAUGCCUUUCAGACAGAAGGGAAAUUGUAUUUAAUCCUGGACUUUCUCAGGGGAGGGGAUGUAUUCACUCGCUUAUCCAAAGAGGUUAUGUUUACAGAGGAAGAUGUGAAAUUCUACCUUGCAGAGCUGGCUCUGGCCCUCGACCAUCUGCACAACCUGGGCAUAGUUUACAGAGAUCUGAAGCCAGAGAACAUCUUACUUGAUGAAGCUGGACAUAUAAAGUUGACAGACUUUGGUUUGAGCAAAGAGUCAGUAGAUGCUGAUAAGAAGGCUUAUUCCUUCUGUGGUACGGUGGAGUAUAUGGCCCCUGAGGUGGUCAACAGGAGAGGACACACGCAGAGCGCAGACUGGUGGUCUCUGGGAGUACUGAUGUUUGAGAUGCUAACGGGGACGUUACCUUUCCAAGGGAAAGACCGGAAUGAGACCAUGAACAUGAUUCUGAAAGCUAAGUUGGGAAUGCCACAGUUCCUAAGUUUGGAAGCCCAAAGUUUGCUGCGAAUGCUGUUUAAACGUAACCCUGCUAAUCGACUUGGGGCCGGACCCGACGGCGUGGAGGAGAUCAAACGACACGCUUUCUUUUCCACCAUCGACUGGAAUAAACUGUUCAGGAGAGAACUUCAGCCCCCCUUCAAGCCUGCAGCUGGUAAACCCGAUGAUACCUUCUGCUUUGACCCCGAGUUCACUGCAAAGACGCCUAAAGAUUCUCCAGGUAUCCCUCCCAGUGCAAACGCCCACCAGCUCUUCAAAGGCUUCAGCUUUGUUGCUCCAGCUCCGAUGGAUGAGAACAAGAGCUCCCCGCUGCUCAGCAUUCUGCCCAUCGUUCAGGUUCAUGGAGGCUCAUCCAAGUUCUCGGAUCUGUACGAGCUGCAGGAAGACAUCGGCGUUGGUUCCUACUCCAUCUGUAAGCGAUGUGUCCACAGAGUGUCUGGAGCAGAUUAUGCUGUGAAGAUUAUUGAUAAAAGUAAGAGGGAUCCGUCUGAAGAGAUCGAGAUCCUGAUGCGAUACGGACAACACCCCAACAUCAUCACCUUGAAAGAUGUGUACGAUGAGGGCAGGUAUGUUUACCUGGUGACGGAGCUGAUGAAGGGAGGGGAGCUGCUGGAUCGAAUCCUCAGGCAGAAGUUUUUCUCAGAAAGAGAGGCCAGCGCCGUGCUCUACACCAUCACCAAGACUGUCGACUACCUCCAUUGCCAAGGGGUGGUGCAUCGAGACCUGAAGCCCAGCAACAUCCUCUACAUGGACGACUCUGGGAAUCCCGACUCUAUUCGCAUCUGUGACUUUGGGUUUGCCAAGCAGCUGCGGGGGGGGAACGGGCUGCUGUUAACCCCUUGUUACACGGCCAACUUUGUGGCUCCAGAGGUACUAAUGCGACAAGGCUAUGAUGCAGCCUGUGACAUUUGGAGUCUUGGAGUGCUGCUGUACACCAUGUUGGCAGGGUACACGCCGUUCGCUAACGGACCCAAAGACACACCGGAGGAGAUUCUUCUGCGGAUCGGAUCGGGGAAGUUUUCUCUGACGGGAGGAAACUGGGAUACGGUUUCAGAUUCCUCAAAGGACCUGCUGUCCCACAUGCUGCAUGUUGACCCUCACCAGCGCUACACGGCAGAGCAGGUUCUCAAGCAUUCCUGGAUAACGUGCAGAGAUACUCUCCCACACUUCCAGCUGACGCGCCAUGACGCCCCUCAUCUGGUCAAAGGAGCCAUGGCUGCAACGUAUUCCGCGCUCAGUCAGAAGACCAGUCAGCCGGUGCUGGAACCAGUGGCAGCUUCCAGUUUAGCCCAGAGACGCAGCAUGAAGAAGCUGACCUCUACAGACAUGUAGACUCACGCCGCUCAUCCUCUGAGCCUUGGCCAGUCCCCAUCCUACGUGUUUCACUUUGACCCAUGCAGCAUCAUGCUCACAGGACAGGCAGGAAAAGCUGCAUUAAGGUCGGCCAAAGAGGUUUAUCUGUUACUGCUGGGGAGACAGACCUGUAUUUAUUUCCACAGCUCCAUAUGCACUCACCCUCCUCGCCUUUCAUUCUCUCUUCCUCUCGGGGGGAAGAGAAACACCAGCUGACGUUCUCCUUCACUGUGAUUGGCUGAUUCAAAGCUGCUUCUUCAAACUGUGCCCCCACCCCCUCCCCAACUGCUCUUCAUCGUCACUUUGCCAUUCUCCCCCCCCUUUCCUCUCCAUGUUUGCCUUUCUGGUCUGGAACUUGUUCUCUUCACCCAUGGAGGGUGGUGGAAAGAUGAUCUUGACUGAGGUUCAUAUUGAGACUCGUUUCCUUCUUAAGACGUAACUCCAGGAUAAGAGUUAAAAAAAAAUCUGCAUGUGGCAGAUUAAAACAGUCCCUCAGGAUCAAAAUCAUUUACCAGCACUUUAGGGAACAUAGAUGCAUGUUUGAACAGAGCCUGCACUUCAUCUCCCUUUAAGACUCCAUUUGGUCCCAUGUCUGCGAUCGACCGCCGUAUCAAUAAAGGUUACAGAAGCUGCUGAUGGAAUUAGAAGGUAAUGAUUAUAGCAGAAUGAUUCAUCUAAAUAUAUAUGUCACUAUAUAUAUUUAUAUCUCUGAAUGAAUGUGUAUGAUGAUGAUGAUGAUGGAGAUGAAGAGCAUGUGGUGGAGGGAUUUCUCUGGGGGGGGCGGGACGCACCCCGUCGAACCAGAGGUCGAAUUAAAGAAAAUAUUUCCAUUGAUCUCUCUUCAAAAAGACAUUGUGGAAAUUGUAUGAUAUUGUAUUUAUUUCAUUUGAUUUUUAAAAUUCUAUUUUUUUCUUUCAAGUUCUGUAUAUAUUGACAUUAAAGAUCAUAUGA